AUGCCCAUGAAGCUGCCCAAGAGCUUUCAACGACGCAAGUCUUCCGGAAACAUCCUGGAAGACGUGGAGACACGCCCGCAGUCCUCUUUCAGGGUCUUCGAACGUCCGGGGCCUCAUAGAUCGAUGACAGAGGGCGCUCCGCUCACCAAACGCAUGAGCGAGGGUAAUGUAGUGCCAUCCAUGUUGGAAGAUGACAAUAUCUUCGCGGGUACCGAGCAGCCCCUGGACAAGAACCGGUAUGAUGAACACCCUCACGCUCGACCUUUGGACUCCCUGAGAAUGCGUCUGACCCGGAAACACCAUAGUGGUGCAACAUACGAGAGUUCGACGUCCACUCGUCUGAGCUCGUCGUCUACCCUUCCUUCCUCCACAGAAAUCCCAUCCGACGACACCGCAUCCCCGCAUUCACGAAUCCACGAUAUCCCCGUGCCACCUCCACUUUCCGGAGCCCUACGCGCCGCCGCUGGUAGAACCUUCUCCUUCGGUGGUCGAUUCAGUAAGAAUUCGAACUCGGGGCCUCCGCCUCCUCCCCGUCAUGCAACGCCGCCGGAGGAGACGAGGCAACGGACGGUGUCGGGAAGUACCAACGAUACAGCGACUCCGCCAAAACUUCCAGAUUCGCACUGGGAUCUAGGGGCAGGGUCGGACGAUUUUGGAAAGAUGUUCGACCAAAUAGGAAAAAGGGAUAGCGCCAUGUUGCGGGACCCCUCCCCUCAACCUCAACGACCUAAUCAGUACUCCUCUUCUCCACCUACGCAAGCCCUUCCAGAGUUUCAAGCCAGCAGGAAUGCACGACCCCCGCCUAUUAGUACAGACCGCUCAGUUCCCGUCGAGCCCUCCCCUUACUCAUGGGACAGUCGUCAUUCGAGGCAUCAUUCCCAGGAAGGCCUUCUUAAUGAUCAAGAUGCCGGUAGAGGAAGGGAUACCGGUUCGCCAGCUCAAUCCUCCGUCGACACCGUGACUGGAUUUCGCAGGCAAUCACCCGGCCCCAACCAAGCCCUCGGUGCUACCACAUCCCAUCGUGCCCUCGAACGCCCCAAUAGAAGACAGUCCAAUUUCUCGAAUUUGCGCCGGAGUGGAGUAUACUCUUACGGAGGGGACGCUAGCCCGAUUGAAGACGAAGACGCCAACCUGGUCAGAAAAUCUCUGCUCUGGACCGAAGGUGGUCCUUCACCCAACGCAACACCUUAUCUCGACAAAGGCAAGGCGGCUAGUGCUAGUCCUAGCUACCUAGACCAGGAGCCAGAAUCGAUGUUCUCAGGUCGCGAAUCCCCCGAUCCAACUAUUGCAGACCAUGGCCGUUUGGCCGUUCAGUUCGCUGAAAGCGUGCCCAAGAGAAGUUCCCCGGGAAACAAGGUCAUGACCCCAUCCCAAUUCGAACAUUACCGCCAACAGCAAGAACUGCGUCGUUCCAAUAGCAACGCGACGAAGAGUGAUGAUGAAUAUGUCAAUGAUGAAUUCGAUGACGAGGAAGAUGAGGCCGAGAAGCAGCGCGAGACGGAGCGACAGCGCAGGAAGCAGGAGGCCCAUCUCUCUGUAUACCGCCAACAGAUGAUGAAGGUGACAGGUCAGAAAAGUCCUUCACCGUCACUUCGCCCCGAGAUGAGCGGUGCAAGCAGCAGCACCCCCAAUCUCAAUUCAAACCGCCUUUCCCACCUGGGUGACAAAUCCUCCAGCGGCAAAAGCACCGAGGAAGAUGACGACGAAGUCCCGCUUGGUAUCCUGGCCGCCCACGGGUUCCCUAAUCGUAACAGACCACCCACUCGUCUGAACAAUGCCAGCUCUAACCCGAACCUUCGCGCCUCAUUGCAGCCGUCUUAUGCGUCGUCUGCUCACUCCAUGCACGGUGCCGACCCUUAUAAUAGAAACAACUUGCCGGCGUUUGCACGCAACCUGCCGCCAGAGCCCUACGUGGGCGCUGGUCUCAGCUCUGUAUAUGGAGGUGCAUCCUCUCCAGCACCUCCUCCUGGAGGUCUGAUUAACGUGAUUGCCAAUGAGGAGAGGGCUCGAGCCGCCAGGAGAGGUAGCCCGAACACUCAGGCAAUGUUCGAUCCGAUGGGUGGAAUGGGAGGUGGUAUCCCUCGUCCUUAUUCGAUGAUGCCUCAACAGCAGAGUCAAAUCACCCAAUCAGAGCAAGCCCAGUUGAACCUCUCCAACCAGAUGUCGCAGAUGGUGCAGAUGCAAAUGGACUUCAUGCGGAACAUGAUGGCCAUGCAAGGCGGACAAGGCACUCCGCCACCAAUGAUGCCGGGCAUGCAAAUGCCUCCCGGUAUGGGUAUGCCAGGUAUGCCAAUGCCAGGUAUGCCCACCGGUCCCCCAUCAAUCAGCGGAGGUCGACCCGUCUCCAUGCCAAACGCAGCCGGCGGCGCCCAGCCAAACUUCGACCAACGAACCCUCGGCCUACUCGAUCCCAACAACAUCGCCAAUCGCCGCGGUUCUCCCAUGCCCAAUAUGUCCGGGUACCCAUUCCCCAACAAUAAUCCAGGCUACGCCGCCUCCAUUGCUCCGUCAGAGCGCAGCAACGCAGGUCUCGCAUCCCGCUACCGCCCCGUCUCUGUCAUUAAUAAUGAGAACGAACGGCCCGGAACCUCACCGCAUCUGAAAAUCUGGAACGAUGAAAAUCACCUCUCCCCCAUGUCCGCGUCUCGCCCACACUCCAGCCUCGCGAAGUCCACGACCAUGGCUACCGUCACCGUGCGACCUGUCUCACAAGCGGGCCAGUCUCCGUCGGGCCGUCAUCAAGCUCAGUCCGGCUCAGGGGAUGAAAAUGAGGACGAGGGUUGGGCUGAUAUGAUGAAGAAACGUGAUAAAAAGAAGAAUAGCUGGAAGAUGAAGAGGGCUACUUCUUCCUUUGGCGAUUUAUUGGGUGCUGUGCAUUGA
Molecule: messenger RNA, 2880 nt
Organism: Penicillium waksmanii
Lineage: Eukaryota; Fungi; Ascomycota; Eurotiomycetes; Eurotiales; Aspergillaceae
Exons: 3
Coding region: 1-2880 (959 amino acids)
Source: RefSeq, a predicted model, not a curated record